AUGCCAUCCUUGGCGGACGGUCCGUUUGGCAAGUUGUCAUAUUGCGCUUUCAAUUGCUUUUAUACAGCCGCUAAUAUAUCAUCAUGUGCCAUUUCGAAUACAACAUGUCUUUGCAUGGACACAACAUUCUUCGCACAAGCAACCGGUUGCGUGACGCUUGACUGUGGCGUGAAAGCAGGCCUUUCUACCACAAACACGACUAUGAGAAUAUGUGAGGUACCACAAGCUAGCCAAGCCCUGAUCUCUCCAGUCCUAGCUGGUGUUCUGGGGAUGUUAGCUCUCAUAAUGGUCUCUUUGCGUCUGGCACAACGAACAGCCUUCAAGCGACUAUUCGGCCUCGACGACGCAUUCAUCCUCGCAGCGCUAGUAUGCGCCGUCCCGUUGAACUGUACCAUAUUCCCGAUGCACAAAUUUGGCCUCGGUACCAACAUCUGGACAAUACCAUUCGACCAUAUCACGAAAGAGCUAGAGUUACUAUACGUCGCAGAAGUCUGCUAUAUGGCCGCUGAGGCUCUAACUCAACUAUCCUACCUCGCCUUCUAUUUACGCAUCUUCCCAAUCGAACGAUUCAAAAUAAUAUGCUACUGUCUCAUGACCCUAUCAGUCUGCUUCGGUGUAUCGAAUACCUUCGUCAUGAUCUUUCAAUGCACACCUGUUCCUUUCUUUUGGUCCGGUUGGAUGGGUGAGUACAAGGGUACUUGUAUUAAUAUUAAUGGGUAUUCGUGGUACAAGGCUGCAGUGCAGAUUGUGAUGGAUUUGGGAAUCAUAAGCUUGCCUAUUUGGCCGCUGCUUCAUACUGCUAUGAACACAAAGAAGAAAAUUCAGAUUAUUCUAAUGUUUUGCACUGGGUUCCUGAUCACGGUAGUCAGUUGCUUGAGACUUCGCUCGUUGGUUGUGUUCUCCAAAUCAUCAAACACAACUUCCUCUAUUGAACCGUCAUCCGAUUCCUUUCUGGACUCCGAUUUCCAAUCCUCGCCUGAUAGGGAGCUCCGGCGAAGCAUUGAUGCAUCCAGCCAACCACCCCCGCCGAUUCUAAAGCGCGUAGGACCGAACCGCAAAAAGAACUGGAUCUUGUACGAAUCAGAGAACUCGAUGGAAUUUCUGAUCUGGUGGGCCAAAACGGAAUACGGACAAGUGCUGAAUAGUGAGGGCCGGUCAAGAAUCAAGUGGUCGAUAGAGUCGCAUUAUGCUGAAGUUUGGAGACGCUUCGACCAAGUUGCCGACAUCUUGACUGGUCGACCCAAGGUGAUUUGCAGGACUUGUUUGACUUUGCUAGACCACCCGCAACAUAAGAAGCACGGGACAAGCGCAAUGGGAAAACACCAGAAAUCCAAGUCUUGUCGACAGGGCCAGAAAAGAACCUACCGUCAGACACUCGCAACAAACUCCAUUCAGAAAGCUUUCCUAGGGGCUUCGUCCAAUUGCAAGAAAUUCACUACAUUGCAGCUUGAAGAAAGGUUACUGAAGACGAUAGCCAUUUUACGAUUGCCUUUCCAGACUAUUGAAAAUCCCGAGUUCCAAGCCCUGCUCAAUUUGGUUCACUCUGGCCCAGGAGAAUUAGAAAUUCCUUCGGCAAAGACUCUGCGACGUCGCUUACGUGACUCUGUUGCAGCCCAACAAGAGACUCAAUUACGAGACUUGCCCGAAGAUGCGAAAGUUUCUCUUGCACUGGAUUGCUGGACUAGCCCUUUUCAGCAAGCAUUUAUGGUAAUUACAGUAUACUUCAUCGACAAAGAUUGGAACUAUCGUGAAAUGCUUCUUGGGUUUGAGCCUCUACACGGAGCUCACAGUGGGGUCAAUCUGAACGAAGUGCUUCUUCAGGUGCUUAAGGACAGACGACUUCUGGAUCGGAUCUUCAGUGUGACUACAGACAAUGCAACAAACAACGAGACUCUCAUCCGGGCCUUGCAGGAGUCACUUCUUUCGAGCGGUGCCAUUAGUACGAGGGAAUCCAUUGUACGCGUUCCAUGUAUGGCCCAUGUGAUUCAGCUUUGCCUGAAGCAACUACUAGGCCAUAUCAGAGCCGCUCCAAAGAAUAAAGAAGUGAGAAGGUUUUGGUCUGACACCCAAGCUGUCUGCCUAAGAGAUUCCCUAGAGCAUGGCGAUGUGGCGCAUACUCUCGCAAAGAUCCGGUCUUUUGCCGUCUUUGUGAAUGCAAGCCCACAACGACGAGAUGCAUUUCUAUGUCUUCAAUCGGGUGGAACUCGGCUUUUCCCCCUCCACGACGUACAGACCCGCUGGAACUCUACUUUUUUGAUGCUCCGAAGAGCGCGCCGGCUCAGGAACACCAUUGAUAAAUACUGCCGAGACCAUGAAUAUAGCCAAUUCAAAGUCACCGAUACCGAGUGGCGGCAAAUCGACUACCUGGUCAAUAUAACAAGGCCGUUCUUCAAAUUUACCAUGGCUCUGAUGAAGACCAAAGAUGUGACUAUCCAUAGUGUCUUUCUCGUGUACAGGAAGCUUCUGGAACACAUCGAACGCUCAAACCGGAAGCUGAGAAAGAAAACCACACCCUGGAAAAAAGAUAUGUACGGUGCCAUGCUCAUGGCAAAGCAAAAGCUAAAAGAUUAUUACGAGAAGACCUAUCGUGACCAUGGAUUUCUCUACGGUACAGCGGCUUUGCUUGCUCCUCAGUAUAAGCUUUGUGCUUUUGAUGAUACAGAGUAUUCGCAGUGCAUUGGCGAGACUUCAAAAAGAUAUUGUGAAUAUCUGCGAUCAUCUUUUGCACAGUAUCAACAAAGAAACCCAGAGAUGCUAUUCCGUGCUGUACAACGCCCUUCGUUACAAGCCUCGGAGUUAGAACGGCUUCUUGAACCAACACACGCGGUAGAAACAAGCGAAGGAGUCGGGUAUGACGAGGUUGAUCGUUAUCUCCACGAGUCGACUACCUCAAUACCACCGCGUGUAUACUGGAGAGAGAAUGAGAGUAAAUUCCCCGUGCUUUCGCGGCUAGCUCGCGAUUUGCUCUCAGUUCCAGCCACUGGCGCAGGAGUUGAAAGGCUGUUCAAUAGUGCCCGGGAUAUUUGCCAUUAUCGCCGGGGAUCUCUGAAUGAGACUACGAUACAAGACUUGAUGAUGUACAUGUGCUCUGAGAAAUUCACCCUGGAGAGCCAGCAAUCGAGUCUGUUGGAUCAUAGGAUGGCGGAAGGGGAGGACCAGGAAAAUCUCGAAGAAAAUGAGGCAAACAAGGAAACCGAAGAUGAGAAUGCAGCUAUCAGCGAUAUAGACGAGAGUGAUCUAGUCGAAGAUACCGAUAUGAGCCCCACUGUUCAGAGUGUUCUGGGAUUUGAAAGCACCGCCUCACAGGAGCUUCCUUCUCACAGUCGACCGCAAGAUGUGACGAUGACGGCUAUUCGUCCAGAUCCAGAGAGCGAUGAUGAAGAUUUGUUGCCACCUCCAGUUACGCAUCUGGGAGAGAGAUAUCAAAAAAGAUCAUCAGGGAGGAUGACAGUGCCUUCAAGCCGACUUGAAGGCUAUGAGCUGUAUUAG
This is a messenger RNA of Penicillium manginii, 3489 nucleotides long. RefSeq lists its product as uncharacterized. The record is from RefSeq and is a predicted model, not a curated record. Gene Ontology annotation, molecular function: protein dimerization activity. NCBI's taxonomy places the organism in Eukaryota, Fungi, Ascomycota, Eurotiomycetes, Eurotiales, Aspergillaceae. The transcript has 10 exons. The coding region runs from base 1 to 3489 and encodes 1162 amino acids.